This is a messenger RNA of Pseudo-nitzschia multistriata, 2749 nucleotides long. The record is from the annotation of a GenBank genome assembly. NCBI's taxonomy places the organism in Eukaryota, Bacillariophyta, Bacillariophyceae, Bacillariales, Bacillariaceae.
GGCACGAACUCGUACUUGGUAUCGUACUGUACGGUACAUUUGUUGUACAACUCGUACGAGCACGCGUAUUGUACGGUACCGUACCGUACGGUACGGUAUGAUGAUACCUUGCAAGCCUCUCUGCCGCUUCCAACAGGAAAUGCCUGUUCGAGACUUGCGAGGGAAUCCCCCAGCAAGCCAUCCGGAACCCGUUCCCCAGCGAUCGCGAUUGGUUCCAUUGUGCGCUGUGCAACGCCACGCCACACCACACCACACCACACCACACCACACCNCCACACCACACCACACCACACCACACCACACCGCACCACUCCCACCCGGCACCAUGGCCGACGCCGACGACUUUCUCCGCCGCUUCGCGGUGGAAAUCGCUGCCGCCCUCCGGGAACGAGAGGACCGCGAGACCGAGCGCCGGCGCGGGAGCACGCCAUCGUCAUCGGGAUCGUCAUCGGCACCACGGGCGGGGACGGACGGGUCCGUAGACGACCUCUACCGGGCCCUGGUCUUCGACGAGCCCCUGGUCGACCACGUGCCGAAUCUCCCUUUGGCCGCGGCGUCCCUGGCCCGGAAGCUCGGGGCACCCUCGUCGCCCUACGCGCUCUCCAACCGGCUCGUCAACGGGAUCGUCUAUCUCUGCCAGCGGAAGGCCCCGAAACCGGGGCAGGCCGGCGGCAUCGACAUCGACAUCGACGCCACCACCAAGAACGGAAACGGAAACGACCACGACCUCACCGCUGCCGCCGAAAGGAACCGGCCGAGCCACUCGGCGAUCCAGGUCGCAAUGGCCAGGCUGGCCUUUUGCGCCGCGGUCGAGAUCCCGCUGGAAUGCUGCAAGGGCAGCUCCCUGUCGGAGGAGCGCAUGGGAAGGAUCCGGGCCUGCCUCGGUUCCUACCAAGCAGCGCCCGGGGACGCCGCUUGUUCUGCCCCGAGGUUUGCGGGGGAGGUGGCACCUCGCAGCAGCAACCAAGACGACCAACAAACCCUUCUCCGCCACGCCGCCGGCAGCGAAGAAGCAAAGGAAAACGACGGCGGGGACGAGCCCGGCGAUGGCCCGAAUGCAACUCCGCAGCAACAGCAACAGCAACAACAAGAUCCGUACGGCGACGAGGUGUGGGCGGCCGAGUCGGAUCCCUCCGACUACGACUACGGAGAGGGGGAUUCAUACGACGCGUUCCCGGACCGGGCGCCGCAGGACCAUUCCGACACCGACUGGCUGGACCCCAAGCGCCUCUCCCUGCCGGACCCGGACCGGACCCCGGCCCAGGCCAGGGAGGCCAUCGGGUCCCUCCUCCGGCUCGGGACCUACGCGCUCCUGGAACCCGUCUUUGGGCUUCCCAAGGGGGAAACGGCGAGGCACGUCUCCCUGCUGAAGCAGCUGGUCCUGGUGCUGCUCCGGCCGAGGAAGCCCUUGGGGAGCGAGAAAACCGAAGCGAACGGCGAGGACCUCCUGGACGCGUCCAUGGACUCGGCGGUGCUGUCCCCGCUGUGGAUUCUGCGGGACGCGGCUGCCUGCCACCGCAAGGGCCAAACGACCGGGUCUUCAAGGACCGAUUGCGAGCAGGCCUACCUGGAGGUCCUCCAAACCCUCUUGGGAACGGACCGGGCCUACCUGGAGGACGUCGGCGCGCACCACCAGAGGUCGAAGGACGCCAUCGACCUCUGCCUGCCCUCGAUCGUCGGCCUCUCGUCCCUGUCGGCGUGGUGUGCGGCAGCGGUGCCGGCCACCCGUGCCACCAUCGAGGCGGUGGUGGACGCGUCCAACGACCUGGAGCACGUGGUGCAGCGGGGGCUGGCCCACUACCGGGCCAACCUCCCGGACACGCUGGCACCGAUCCUGGAGAGCCUCUCGGGGAUCGGCUACGAGGGUGCUUCGGGCCGGAGGAACCUUUCGGCUUCUGCCUGCUACGCGGGCUCUUCCGUUCCGCAGGCCCUCCUGAACUCGGGGUUGCUCCGGCAGGUCCUGGUGCUGGCGGAACCCCCUUGCGGGGGUGCCCUUCCCGGGAGCCUGCUGGGACUCCACCACGCCCUCUGGGGUCUGUGCGUUGCCUAUCCGAAGAUCGUCGGCAAGUACGUCUUUCGCUGCCCCGGCAGCGAGCGGAUCGUCCGGUCCUACGCGCCCGGAAGGGGUCCCUCCGGAUCCGUUUCUCCCCCGCACUGCGUCGAGUGCGUCCUCUGGAACCUCUACGGGUGGCACCAGUCCGGGGAACCCGGGGCCGCUUCCGGGCGGCUGGUCCUGCGGAAACCGGGGGCCCCUCCACCAAAGCCCCUCGCCCGGGACGAGUGCGGCGAGGUGUGCCGAAAGGCCUGGUCGGAGCUCUGCCGGUGGGUGGUCCGGGCCCUGGAAGGCGGCGACGACGACGGCAGCGAUGCCGAUGCCGGGCGCGUGGUCGGGGAAUGGGGCCGGCUCCUGGCCCUGGUGGCUAGCCUCCCUUCCAUCUCCGCGGCCUUUCGGAGCCUCGUCGGGGACGACGUUUCGGAUCGGCUCGACGAGAUCGCGGCGGCGGUGUCGAGGCGGUCGGAACCCACAAGGACCCCCGGGGAAUCUUCCGGCGAGGAUUCCAGGGACGACGGGGAGAGGGACGACAGCAGAAGCAGAAGCAGCAAGGACAAGGACGACGACGACAAGCCUUCGAGGAAGCAAAAAAUCGCGUCACGGGCCCACAAGCUGCUCAAGGAGUACAAACUGUUCUUCCAGGGCGGCACCGUUGGAUCUUCCAAGACGGACUGAUCGGUCGGUUGACUUGACGAC